Molecule: messenger RNA, 441 nt
Organism: Gamsiella multidivaricata
Lineage: Eukaryota; Fungi; Mortierellomycota; Mortierellomycetes; Mortierellales; Mortierellaceae
Product: protein-tyrosine phosphatase-like protein
Exons: 3
Biological process (GO): protein dephosphorylation
Cellular component (GO): nucleus
Molecular function (GO): protein tyrosine phosphatase activity
Source: RefSeq, a predicted model, not a curated record
CUCGGCAAGCAGUUGACCCUGAUCGAACCGCCCAUGACUAAGGGCAUCCGCUUCCUCAUCCUCGACUGCCCCACAGAUUCAACCCUGCCCUUCUACCUCGCGGAAUUGAAGCGACACAAUGUGACUGAUGUCGUUCGCUGCUGUGAGCCAACCUACAGUGCCACCACACUGCAGGCUGAACGCAUCUCGGUCCACGACUGGCCCUUCCGUGAUGGCGCCGUGCCACCAGCCACGAUUAUCAAGAACUGGCUGCAGUUGGUCGACAGCCGCAUCACACAGGUCCCGACAAUUGCAGUCCAUUGCGUUGCAGGACUCGGCCGAGCCCCGAUUCUGGUGGCGAUUGCGAUGGUUGAGCUCGGAAUGGCGAACCUGGACACGAUCGAGUUCAUCCGUCGCCGUCGCCGUGGAUGCUUCAACAGCAACCAGAUCCAGUACAUUGAU